CGCCUGCAAUCGGGACCUUUUCCAGGUGGAGCCUGGCUUUGUCGACAGACAGUAGGAUCCUGGUUGUUUCCUGACAGCUGGAGAGGCCAGGCGUCUCCCAAGGCCUUCCAUUUCACUGACUGGCCAUGCUGACCUGCUCCUUGGCGUCCACUGCCCCUAUUCCCACGCUGUUUGGCAUCCUGCUCCUGGCUGUUUCUCUGAAUGCGCAGAAUAAAAGCUGGGACAACCCCGUGUGCACCAGCGGCACCCUGUCUGUGCCUAGAGGCAGCCGCGCGGUGAUGAGCUGUGGCAUCUCUAACCUCUUCAAGGAUGUCACUGUCUGGCUGAUUGCCCAUGGAGAGGAAAGGACCAUCUUCAACAAGACGCGCCAAGGAUGCUUCUCUCAGAGCGGGUGGGAGCUCCGGGUUCAAGGGGGCCAGGCACAGCUCGUGAUCGAAGACACCCAGGACGUCCACGCAGGCCUGUACCUGUGGGGCCUGCAUGGGCGCCAGAGAUAUUACAGCAACGUCACCCUGAGUGUUUCAGAGCCUUCACACGAGGACGAGGUGACUGACGUGAGGGUGUCCGAAGCCUCCACAGAAGAUCCAGCCAUGAGCUCUCAGCUAGAGGCCCGGCCUAAGACCGUUGUGGGAAUAGUGAUUACCGCCAUCUUGAUCUUGGGACUCGCAGGGAUCAGCGCACUUGUCUGCUACAGGCACCAUUGUUCCUGGGAGCCCUCGUGGAUGAGGCGGUUCUGACACUGUGGCCAGAGGAAGCUGAGGGGAGCAGCCUGCAGAGCUGAUUCCAGAGAGAGGCCGCCGGUGUGGGCUCCUCGUGUUCGUGCCCUCGGAGGCUGCUCCGACCUUCGGGAAGCCAAAUGCUGUGGAGUCAUUAUUAUACGCUGGGCAGAGCACAGAAGGCCUUUCCUGAGGGCUGAGGAGGCGACUCACUGAGGAAGGCUAUCUGGGCAGGUCUUGGUCACGUGAACAAGAGUACAACCUCCUGACCAUGGUCUUCAUCAGAUCUCCUAGCUCUUUCCGAAAUGGGGGUCUCCAAGCUGCACGGUUCUUGACUCUCAGCACCCCCACCUUUGGCUCCUACAAAGCCUGGCCUCCCUCUCUUCUGCUGAGCCUCUGAGGUCUACUACUAAAGAUCUCCUGUACAAGGCUCAGGCUGCACCAAGAUUUGCUUCAAGUAGAACAUGGGCCCACAGCUGCUUUCUCACUCACAGUAGUAAGUUUGGGAAACCCAGAUGUUGGGUUCCAGGGGCCAAAAUAGGGAGGAGAGGUCUAAGAUGGAUCACCAGCCCACUCCUUCCACUGGAAGGCAGAGUGCCCUCAGAGACGGGUCUAUAAGGGUGUCGGGGUGCCGCUUGGCAGGCAUUGUUCUGGGGAACUCCCUGGGCCUCCCUUCAGCAGACCCCAGCCCUAGCUCCUUUGAUUCAGAUCCACUACCCCUGUUCUUUCUGACCUUUUGUCUUGAUUACAAUGUUGUUUUUCCUUUUAUAGAGAUUUAAAAAAGGAAUUUUUGUAGAAAUCUCAUACUUAGUUUACUUUUAAUUUAUCACAUUUGCAAAGGAAGUGCUUUACGGCCAUCUCCUCACUGUCCCGUUCUCUUCCUCCCAAGAACCUUGGGUAAGGACCUUGGGUAAGUAACCUUGUUACUGGCAGCUCACCAGACCUUCAGCCCAGUCAGCUGAAAGUCUUUAUUUCAGAGGGCUGGGGCCACACCAGGUAUUUGGGAACUUAGGUGUGGCCCCGGGUGUCCAGAACACAGGGUUUUUACAGGCAGAGACCACACAUUGGCAUCUCUUGGCAGCUGCAGAGGCUUCACAGAAGUAAGCAGUUCGAAGCGAGCAGUUUUAACAAGCUAAACAAGCAGUUAAGCGGAGGGAGUCCUUACAAACAGUUGAUCUAACAGAUGCCAAGGAAAGUAGUUAGCUGGAUGGGGUUUCGUACAAGCAACCAGGGUCCCAGCACGUCCUGACCUUGGGUUCAGGCCACCUGCAAAAACAGUUGUUAGUCAAAAGCAUAAACAUCUACCAGCAACCUCACCCACUGGUCCCUGAGUGAAACCGAGGCCAGGCAUGCUGCCUGCUGCCUGUGGCCUCCGGGGCAAGCCCACAUGAGACUGCAGCCUGUGCCCAGAAGGCUUCUCAGGUCAAAGGAAGGUGAUCCACAGCACUGCAAUGCCUGCUGGUAAGGCCCUGUGUUAGUUACUUUCCUUGUUGGAACAAUAUACCAGAAGCAAGCAACUUAGGGAAGAAAGGGUUAUCUUUGUUUCAGUUUUGAGGACACAGUCUGUCACAGCGGGACAGGCAUGGCAGGGAGUGGGAAGCAGCUGGAAGUACUGUGUUCACAGCCAGGAAGCAGAGACACCCAAUGUGUGUGUUUGCUCUCUGUGUCUCUCUCUGUCUCUGUGUGUGUGUGUGUAUCUUUGCCUCUCUGUGUCUCUGUCUCUCUCAGUUUUUUCUUUUUUUUUUUUAAGAUUUAUUUAUUUAUUAUGUGUACAGUGUUCUGCCUGCAUGUACACCUGUACACCAGAAGAGGGCACCAGAUCUCACUAUAGAUGGUUGUGAGCCACCACGUGGUUGCUGGGAGUUGAACUCAGGACCUUUAGAAGAAUAGCUGGUGCUCGUAACCUCUGAGCCAUCCCUCUAGCCCCACCACGUACUUUCCAAACCAGUCAAGUGUGGUGAUGCAUAAUGCUCCAUCAAAGUCAGUUCUGAGCCUCUGCUGAGAUGGGAAACCUUCAAAGCUGGUGAAGUCCCUCUGCCCCUGCAGCUACAGCAACCCUAGAAAGAAACUGAGUCAGAGGCUUCAACGCUCUCACUCCCUGUGGCUUGUCUUCUCAGGUUCUCUCUGCUGGGAAGUGAGUGAGUGCCAGCCCUGAAGAGCCUUGGUCCUGCACAGUGACACACACCAACUGUCAUUAGCAAGAGAAGCCCACAGGAAACUCCAUGACAUACAUGCUCUUCCUGCUCUCCUGCGGUCAGGGCCAGCAGGGGCUUUGACCCUGGGUCCAGACCCUCAUCCUAGGAGAAUGGCCUCUCUUGUGGUGUCUCCUGGCUGUCCCUUGUCCAGAUGAACUUCCUUCGUGAUUCCUAGGGCAGUCACAGCCUGGGGCGUCUUCAGGCCAAAGCCAGGUCUUGUCAAUCAAGCCAGUGUUCAGUUCAGGAGACACUGCAGGUGUGAGAAUAUAACUCAGACCUAGAGGAAAAGACCCUGAAGACAGAGCUCCUGACUGGAGAGUCCUCAGUGCAGUCUGACCCCUACUCUACCCUCUGGAGGUCUUUCCUCCUGCUCUAACCCCGAGGCUCACUAACUCUCCAUCAGCAACGGCCCAGGUCAGUCCACACGGGCUGGGAAGUACUCUGUUGGCCGCCUGGAUGAGGAGGCACCUGUAGAACUCAGCUUCCCAAGGAGAAAACACACAUGCGGCCCAAGGAUGAGAGCCAAAUCCACCGAUGGCCCUGUGUGCAACCAUGGAGUCACACAUGCAGCCCAACAAGCACGAAAGACAAAGGGAUGGUUGGAAAGAUGUCUCCGUCAGUAAAGGGACCACUUUGCCAAAAUGAGGACCCAAGUGUAAAAGUGGAGCGUGAUGUGGGCAGUUAUAGUCCCAGCACCAAGAAGGUGGAGGCAGGAGGCUCCCUGGACUCCCUGGCCAGCCAGGCCAGCCCACCUGAAUCCAGGCCAGUGAGAGACCCCGCCUCAAAAAGGUGGGUGGUGUGCAAGGUAGGACUCUUGUUGUCUUACACACACACACAUACAUACACACACACACACACGCAUGCACACUUUGCAGCUGAGAGGCCACCUCACUUAUAUUUCCCCUAGAGCCAAGGAUCAUCUGAGGCGAGGAGAUAAAAUAACAGGAUAGAGGAGGAAUGAACUGAGGAAGAAAAGCAGGGAUCAGAAGAGAGGAGGACCCAGGGACCUGAUAGAAAGAGCAGCCCAGGGUCCCAGUGAGGGUCCGCUGGCUCCGGGACCUCACCCUCCCAACAGGCGCUUCCUACUCUUGCUUUCAACUUUGAUAAAUGUUUGCCUUCACCUUU
Messenger RNA from Psammomys obesus (fat sand rat), 4036 nucleotides. It is a transcript of the gene Sectm1, whose product is annotated as secreted and transmembrane 1. The transcript has 6 exons. The record is from RefSeq and is a predicted model, not a curated record. Gene Ontology annotation, biological process: immune response. Gene Ontology annotation, molecular function: cytokine activity. Lineage: Eukaryota; Metazoa; Chordata; Mammalia; Rodentia; Muridae. Bases 126 to 737 code for a protein of 203 amino acids.